AAUUGGAUUUCUUGAGUUUGUUUUGUGGGUACAAAAUGCUGACAAGAUUGCUUCAACGACCAAACUGUUUGCUCAAUCGCAGGAACCGAUAUCAGCUGCUUACAACUUUAUUGAUUAAUCUCAUAUCCAUAUCCCAUGGCAUUGGCAUCGGUUGGCUCUCUCCCACCUUGCGGAAACUGCAGUCCGACUCCCCAGUGGGCUUCGAGCUGAAGUCCGAGUUCGAAGUCUCUUGGGUUGGUUCAAUGCUCGGAAUAGGCUCGGUGACUGGCAACAUCCUGAUAGGGUCCCUGCUUGGGCGCCUGGGUAGUAAAAGGUGUCUUUUGUUCAUUGCCAUUCCGCAUUCGUGCCUGUGGAUCCUGGUCUACUUUGCCCAGAGUGUGGAGUACUUGUACGUGGGCAGGCUUUUAGCUGGCAUUUGUGGCGGCGGCAUGUACAUUGUUCAUCCCAUUUUCCUCAGUGAAAUCGCAGAUGCCAACAUCCGUGGCACCUUCUCGGCCAUGGUGAUGUUGUCGGUCAAUGUUGGCAUUCUUGUUGGCUACAUAAUUGGCACUCACCUGGCGUUCUACUCGAUACCCUGGAUUGUCCUUGCUCUGCCUAUAUGCUACCUUAUAUCCGUCUUGCUGUUCAUUAAGGAAUCGCCCAUGCAUUUGAUCAGAGUAGGCAAAUAUUCCGAGGCGGAGAGAUCCUUCCGUUACUAUAAAAACAUCAAGGAUAGCGAUAACAUUCACGAUCAGAAUCGAGCCAUGGAGGAGUUUGAGGACAUGAAGGUGGCCCUGAAAAAGGGGAAUGGCUUAAAUGAAAACAUAACACUAAAGGAUUUUUGCACGCGUCCCGCUUUCAAGGCUUAUGGUCCUGCGUUGGUUCUACUUAUUGCCAAUCAGUUCAGCGGACUGUUCACCAUGGUCAACUACAUGUCGGACAUAUUCGCCAAAUCGGGCAGCACAAUGGACCCGGAUACCUGCACCAUUAUCAUUGGGGCUGUUCAGAUCCUGGGAACUUAUGUCACCACCGUGUUGUGCGACAUCUGUGGCCGAAAGCUGCUUAUGCUGGUGUCCACAGCCGGGGUGGCAAUUAGCUUGACAGCCUUUGGCUUUUUCACCCAAUACGCCCAGACCCAUUAUGUUGGCGACUACAGCUGGUUGCCGCUGGUCCUCAUGUCGAUGGACAUUUUCCUGGGCAACAUCGGCCUGGUGGGCUGCUUCUUUGUCAGCCUCGUUGAGAUAUUUCCGGUCAAGAUACGUGCCAAGGCAGCCUCAAUGGCAAUUGUGGUGUGCAGCAGCUUCGUCUUUGUCAUGCUAAACAUUUUCCCAAUUUGCAUGAAACAAUGGGGAAUAUCGGCAACCAUGUGGUCAUGUGCUGGAGUCACAGCAUUCAGUUUUGUUUAUUUCUUAAUUUUUCUGAAGGAGACCAAGGGCAAGAGUAUGUUGGAUGAUUGAACAAAUAUUGUAUUUGAUUGUUACUUUUCUCUAUUCAUUUACUCACCCUUAAACUUUAAUUAUCCAAAAUAUCCGCCUUUAUAUUAAUAACAGUACAGUUUUUAUAGUAUUUCAGCUUACAUUUUCAUGUAUGUAUGUAUAUUUAAAUAAAUUUAAUUACAUAUAAUUAGAUAA
Messenger RNA from Drosophila kikkawai, 1610 nucleotides. Its product is annotated as facilitated trehalose transporter Tret1. Gene Ontology annotation, biological process: carbohydrate transport; transmembrane transport. Gene Ontology annotation, cellular component: membrane. Lineage: Eukaryota; Metazoa; Arthropoda; Insecta; Diptera; Drosophilidae. The record is from RefSeq and is a predicted model, not a curated record. Gene Ontology annotation, molecular function: sugar transmembrane transporter activity.